AUGCCGAUGCUCAGCCCGAGAUCGAUUAUAUCAGGUCAACCCGGAACCGUUUUGUGGACGUUGUGGACAAUCAUCGCUAGCAUCCUCGCUGCUAUCUUCUUCAAGUCCACGCACCUUGAUUCUCCUCGUCUACCUCCACCCAUCCAAGACCACAUCCCAGAACAUUCGACGCCUCGCCUCACCAUGGCAGUCGCUGCCCUUCAAUACCUCACCGUUCCUGCAGCUACCCGACACACCGCGACAGUAUUCUUUGUUCAUGGACUGGGCGACACUGGUCAAGGCUGGGAACCAGUAGCCGACAUGUUCAGAGCAGAUCCCGCUCUUGCGCACGUCAAGUGGGUUCUGCCACACUCGCCUCAACGACCUGUCACCGCAAAUAUGGGCAUUACUAUGCCGUCUUGGUUCGACAUAUACUCGUUUGGAUUCGAUACUGCGGAAGAUGAAGAAGGCAUGCGGACGUCCGCUGGGUUGAUCAAAGACUUGGUUAAACUCGAAAUCGAGAAGAACGGAAUUCCGGCCAACCGAAUCCUCCUUGGAGGAUUUAGUCAAGGAGGCGCCAUGUCGCUCCUUGCUGGUCUCACUGGGGAGUUCAAACUAGCUGGGCUCACUGUUCUCAGCGGUUGGUUACCUUUGCGCUCUAAAUUUAAGGAUAUGGCCUCCCCUAAUGCGAUCUCUACCCCCAUCUUUUGGGGUCAUGGAAGCGCAGACCCGCUAGUGAAAGCUCAAUUUUCGAAAGAUUCUGCAGACUUCCUCACAGAACAGUUGGGAGUCCCUCUUGCAAAGCCUGGACAACCUGGGGGUCUCUCCUAUAACGUGUACGAAGGCAUGGGGCAUACGACCAUACCGAAGGAACUGGAUGAAUUGAAGACGUUUAUAAAAUCCGUCCUUCCUGCCAACACAAACUGA
Messenger RNA from Cyclocybe aegerita, 906 nucleotides. The record is from the annotation of a GenBank genome assembly. NCBI's taxonomy places the organism in Eukaryota, Fungi, Basidiomycota, Agaricomycetes, Agaricales, Hemipholiotaceae.